AUGUCGGCAGACAGCAGAUCGUCUCGCAGGGAUCAUGUCGCUUCCAAAGGAGCGAUGAGUCCCACGACGGUCCAGCGCCAUCCCUUCACGCGCACGCCGUCGACGGAGCCGCCACGCUUUCACUUGCCUCGCGAUGCACAUCCGCACACCUCCUCCGCCGACGGAACGCUGCCCGUGCAUCUCGGACCGGAUGGACCCAACGACUACGAUCGUCUUUCGCUAGAUACUCCGGUCAACGCUCUGCCCUCUUCAUCCACUUCUUCUGCUGCUGUCGCCGGCCCAUCUUCGCCUUGCAAAUACUGGCCAGAACCUUCUGCAUCGCAUUCGUAUUCUGCCUCAUCGUAUAGUGCCAACGGCCAUCUCGAUGCCGACAGCUAUGCUCUAGACGAUCGAUCCGGCCCUCAAUUCCGCACAGCUCGGAGCAGAACGACCGGCUACGCAUCGUCGACCGACGGCGACCUCACUCCAAUACCAUCGGGCUCGAGCCCCAUUCCUGCCAAUGUUGCCCGCACGCCGCUUGUAGGCGUCAACCUCACCGACCAGCAGAUCGCCGACAUGACCGAAUCCGACGUCUCAGAGUACGACGAUAGCGCCAAGCUGCGGCGUGCAAGACGAGGAAGCGCUGCGAACCCUUCUGCCGCGUCCAUGUUCAGCACCAUCACCAAGAGCUUUCGCGGAGAACCUUUCUGGAGCAAGUCGGGCACUUCUUACACCCCGCUCACAGGUACCACCCGCUCACGUAGCUUGAAAAAGUCAAAAUGGAAUCGCACUUCCAAGACGGACAAGGCACUCUUCUCCACCACCUCCUCUGCGCCCUCCAAGGACCGCGGUCGUAGUCGCAGGACCGCUCCAAUAUGGUUACAGCCAUUUAGCAUGCUCGCGUCCUUCUUCACCAAAAUCUUCCGAACCGCAUUUGGGCCUAUCCAUCCUGUCACAAUCAUCUUGGCGCUGGUGCUCAUCGCCAGCUUUGUAGUGACGGUGACCAAGCUCAUCAUCUACAUUCUCAAUCCUGACAAGGAGCAGCUCCCGUGGCGCUUUUACUGCCAGAAGCAGCCUCCGUUUCCACACGCCUACGCCGAUGCACUGGCACCCGUCGAUGUCUUCGUCGGUGUCUUCAGCAUCGACAGCUCCUACGAGCGCCGCCAUCUCAUCCGAAGCACCUACGCCACCCACGAACUUCCACUGGAUCCUCACACAGGCAUGCCCACCAGCAACGUUCAGGUCAAAUUCAUCAUCGGUAAACCGCGCCGCGCGCAUGCAAGACGAGUCGCGCUCGAGCUGGAGACGUUCAACGAUAUCGUCGUGCUCGAUAUGGAAGAGAACAUGAACAGAGGCAAGACGCACGCCUUCUUCCAGUGGGCUGCAGAGAACGCCACCGUGCCCUUUCUGCGCCCCGUCGACCAAAAGCAGCAGUUCGGCGCAUCUCUCGAUGAGCUUGCACAGCACGGCAACGGUCACGGCCAGACACGCGAAGUGCUCGGCGGCUCGACCGAGCAGGCGCAGCGCUAUCAGGUGUUGUGGAAGAAAGCCGACUACGUGGUCAAGGCCGACGACGACGCCUACCUCCGGCUUCAAGAGCUGGAACGACAUCUCCGCGUGGCACCUCGUCAGAUGACCUACUGGGGCUACCUCAUCCGCAACUGGUUCAUGGGCGGCGAAUGCUAUGCGCUCUCCAGCGACUUGGUGCAGUACGUAGCACAUUCCGAAAGCGUGCUGCACCACGUCAACGGCAAGGAGGACAAGAAGGUGGCGCAGUGGAUGAGCUUGCAUCCGAACCGAUCCGACAUCCACUGGGUCGAAGAGCGUUGCUGGAUCUACGACCAUCCUAAGGCAGGAACAGCGUAUUCGCAUGGCUUCCUCUUCCCGGAUUACGUCGAGAAGAUCAAGCUCGAAGGUCGACGCGGCCUGACCGACCAAGAGAUUGCACGACGCGGCGGCGAGCAUCGAGCCAAGUCGUACUCGACCGUUUCGCGGUGGCAUUUGCCCUACGUUGAGCCACGCAGCGACUUGACGAUCGAGGAGGAAGUCGAGGCUCUAGUGGAAGGUGGAGGACGUUGGGCUGGUACAUGGGUCCGGGGCGAGGAGGGCAACGACACGCAGAUUUGGGUUCCCUGGCAACAGAUUGUGUUCGAAGCCAAUGACGAGCGGCUCAGACCACCUAUGCUGGAUACGAUGGCAGGGCAUCCGACCCUUGCCGAAGAGGUGGGCAUCGACCCUGCUUCUGGUCUGACGGUGCGUCACAUCAAUGCUUUGCAUCCGAAUCCUUUAGACCCGAUGGCCGCCAGCAUGGACGGCGAUGUGCAGCCAUCGAGACGGCGCAAGCGCGAUAUACCCUUCCUGGCACACUUGCCGUCUGUACCCGGCUUUGACUUUGGCGCUGGCGGCGUCUCGCGUGGCGCUGCAGAGGAACGCAAGCGGUCGUUUGCCAGCUCGGCAAUGCAGCCGCGCAUGAUACCCUUGCCAACCCACAAGGACGGCAACGGCGAGGCAGAGGAGCUGCGCAAUCGACGAUACCUCGGACGACCGUUUGGCGGAACGGUGGUGGUGCAUUACCUCAAGAAGAGCGAAUGGUUCUACGAGACGGCAUUGGCGUUCUCGGGUCGUGGACGCUUCUGGCCCGACGGUGCUGGUGGAACGGGCAGCGAAUGGAGGAUGUACGGCAGUCCACUGGUGCGCCACGAGGAUGGAUACGUCAGCGUAGGCAGGAGCCAGCCGCGUCCAGAUAUGGAGAUGGCGUACAUGCAGCAGGCCAGAAUCCAAGCUCAGGCCAAUGCGGCACAGGCUCAAGCACUAGCGGCGAGAAUGGGCAGCUUCACCAAGUCCAAGAUGUCGAACGCUCCACCGUCAUCGCCGCCUCCGUCAACUCAAGAGCAGCAAGAAGGGCAGCAACAGCAGCAACAGUCACCGGGAUCGACUUGA
Pseudozyma hubeiensis SY62 is the source of this 2919-nucleotide messenger RNA. Its product is annotated as glycosyltransferase. Gene Ontology annotation, cellular component: membrane. The coding region runs from base 1 to 2919 and encodes 972 amino acids. The transcript has a single exon. NCBI's taxonomy places the organism in Eukaryota, Fungi, Basidiomycota, Ustilaginomycetes, Ustilaginales, Ustilaginaceae. Gene Ontology annotation, molecular function: hexosyltransferase activity. The record is from RefSeq and is a predicted model, not a curated record.